Labrus bergylta (ballan wrasse) is the source of this 3532-nucleotide messenger RNA. RefSeq lists its product as uncharacterized. The record is from RefSeq and is a predicted model, not a curated record. Lineage: Eukaryota; Metazoa; Chordata; Actinopteri; Labriformes; Labridae.
UGACGCAAAGACUGAACUGACAGGAAGCAACAAGUCUGCACGCAUGGCAGGAAGAAAUGUGUGUGCAUUUGACAAAGCAGCUCACCCCAUCCUCCUGAGGCUCCACAUACAGCUCAUCACCGAUACGAGACAGAGACUGGAUGGCUUUGGCCAGUACUGGACGGGUGUAAGGUCUGAGGAACGUCACACCGUCUUUCCUCCUUUCACCAUUGAUAGAAGUGUCUGUAACCAAAGGGGAGUGACUCAAACGACCUUUGUGCACUGAAACUUUCGGAUAUCACAAGAGAGAGAGAGAGAGUUUGAAAGAACACGACAAGAGAAAAGUCCCAUUUCUGUGAAGAAUAGAGAGAGACUGCUGCUGAAUGUUUUGAGGUUAGGGAGGAGAGGAAGACGUGUGAGAGUGAGACAUCCGUCCAACACAGAAAAGAAGAAACAGAGGAAUAUAAACCUUAAGAGAUGGAUCCGUCUUGAUAAGAAACUAUGGAAAGAAUCAUGGCAAACGAUUGGAGAAAUAAAAGAGGAGGGAACAUCCACCACAGGGAAAUAAACAUCAAAAGGACAAAAUGGUGAUGUUAUCUACACACAGAUGAUUUCUUCUUCUUCGAGGUCUCUUUUUUAAAGCAACUCUUUGCAAAUGUCUGCAAGGAAUCCACCACUGUUCAUAGGACUAUAUUGUUAUGUUUCCGCACAGUCAUCGUUGUCAUGCUCUUCUGGAUUAAAUACGCAGCAGAUCUCUUCCUAGAUGUCUCAGUCACCUAAUCCGAAAGACAGUCAGGCUCUGCUGCAGUCCAUGCUGCAGAGACUGAAGCUCCAGCCGGGGAGAGAGGGCCAGGUGUACCUGAAUGCACCUGCACCCAACACAGCUGUUCACACAUGGGUGCAGGAUGGAGAGAGGGGAGCCUCUGACUUCCAGGGAGUGAACCGCAGCCCUGGUAAUGGCUUUGAGUUUGGUUCUAAUGAUCUCCCCUCAAAAGAGUUUGGGAUGUCUUCUGUGGAGAUACAUCAGCCAGGUCAUGCCUAUGAAGUGGACCGGGGUCUUAUUUCCUUCUCCACCCACAAAGAAAACACUGACAGAGACACGGGUGAGAACAGGAUGAUGAGGCAGAACACACAUAUCCCAACUGGAACAGAGCAGCUGUUUCCUGCUAAAUCACUCAAAGAUGUGGAUAUCUCUUCCUCUGAGAGAACAGAUGGGGGGAAUUUUGUCAGUUCUGCAAUGAUAAGUCACACCCCUGAUGAUAAAGAUGCUGCAACAAGUACAGGACAGGGUCAAGGUUUCACACCCAGAGUCUACAUGUGGUCUUUGAAGCCGACAGAAAGUAAAGAGGACCAACUGUUGCACAUGGGGAAUGGAGGUUUUGGAGCUAAAGAUAUGCAGGUUGGCUCACCGGGGAAAACAGACAGCAUCUCCAGAAGACAACAGCGACCAGCUGGGAAUAAAACGAGAAGAUGGACUCAGAAGAUAAAGGAGAGAUGGAGAGACAGGCAGGGCAGUUUUGGCAAAAAGGGAAAAGAGGAAGGCGGGGGAGAAGACCAGAAGAGAGAGCAAGGAACUGGAAUUUUACCUCAAAACCAGCCGAUGACAGCAGAAACUCUCAUCAACACGCCAAAUAAGGAAGAUGAAAGACCGGCCCCUUCACUGGACAGCAGUGACCCCAGUAAAACCACCCCUGCUCAGACAGAGGAUGGCAUCAAUGAAGGAUACAUGAGGUCAACAGGGGACUUUCAGUUGGGUCUGGGCUCCUUCAGUCUACUGGAGGAGAUCGUCACAGGUCAAGAGUGGGCAAAGUUCCUAAAACCACAACUCUCCGCCACCUCAGCCAAUCAGAGACCUUUAGAAGGAUUACAAAUCGCACAGAAUCCUCACCGUACCCUGAUUUUCAGCCAGCCUGGAGGUCAGAACAAGCAGUGGUCAACACCUGCCUCAGACUUUAGCAUGGGGCAAACAUCAUCAGAAGGUGUCCUGCCCGUCGGCAUGGAUGUUUCUGGAGGAAAACAAAAGCAGGAUGUUCACUCUGAGGCUGACCAUUCAGAACCAAUGGAGCAUGGGAGCAACCAAUCAGAUCUGCAGUCAGAAGAGAGUGGACAGCUACAAAAAGCUACCUUUCUUAGGCCUGCUGAUCUUCUUGACAACUCGGCGUUGAAGAGCAGAGUCCAGCUCCACAGAAAGAGGCAGCAUCAGUCAGCUGAGAGGAGAGACCAGAGGCUCCAAAGACCGAAAAUAAAUGAUGGGAAUACGAUAGGCAGAGAGGGGUCCAUAUCUUCAAGAAGCGAGUCGAUGAAGGAGACAGGAGAGGACUCACGACAUGUCGUCCUGCCUUUAUACAUCCUAAACUCUCCUCAACCUCUCUCUCCUUCUUCUUCUGCCACACCAAAGGGUGUCCUCAAACACUCCAUAUCCCAGGAUUCAGAGUCCUCAAUGGAAGUUCAGACAAAAAGGAGACGAGUUGAGGAGAACCGGCGUGUUCGCUUUUCAGAGGAGGUGCAGACAAUACCACUUCCAGAUCUGGAUCUGGAGGAUUUGGACUCAGAGGAGGACUCUGAAGCAGAGGAGGACUCUGUCACCGAGCAAGACUUUGAGGUGGAGCAGGUAACUAUGGAGGAGGUGGCACCGGCUCGGCGGCCUGCUCUACCUGCCUGGAUUCUGGCUCUGAAGAGGAGGAACACUGGGAGGAAGCCCAGAUAGUCAAGGUGCAACAAAACAGGCACUUCAUCUGGUUUGAACAUGUUUCAGAAUAAGGACCGAAAGUUUAGCAGUUAUUCAACAUUACAAUAUAUUAAUUCAUGCAUCUCAGGAGUGUUUUGGAUUCUGUUUGGGCGCUACAAGCACCUCUUUGCGACUUCUUGCCCUCUCCUUACCACCAACUGUGACCAGCUCCUGGUGCUGAUCUGUACUACUUUCUAGUUUCUAGUUUUUCUGUCCAUGCUGUCUGCUCACUCCCUCUAGAAUGGAUUAUAUACCAGCAGUGUUGCACAUUCUGAAAAAAGUAUGAUGAUCAAAUUGGUGUCUGGAGUAAAGUUUCUAGCAGAAAUGAAACAAUGCCUCCUCCUUCAUAUUCAGACUCCUCUCUGUCCUGCUGUCUGUGACACUUAGCCGCUCUGUCUCCUCUUAAUGGCUCCUUGUCCAUUUGUCCAGGAAAUUAACCCCUGAGGAGGAAAGACAUAUGAGACUAUAGAGCUGAAGCAGAGGCUGCAGAUUCCACUGGUUACUUAUCCCUAGAUAUUAUAUCAUAAAAAUGUAUUCAUAGACUCUAUAGUAUUAUUUUUUACAGAACAAGCUUGUUCAAUGUAUGUCUAUAUCAGCUGAGAGUUAAGAGAAACGUCAAAGAAAUAAUUUAUUAUUUGGGGAAAUCGUCUUAUGUACUUUUGUUUUUGUAGUUUUUUUUGUAGUUUUGUUUGUGAAGAAGAUUAAAACCACUCUCAGUAAGAGUUUGUGCUUGCUUCCAGGGAAAGCACUGCAACCCGCCAAAAAGCAGACUGAUCCACAAACCCUGAUUAAUCUUUAUUAAAAAACAAAAUGUGCAAAAUGUGA